Phodopus roborovskii (desert hamster) is the source of this 5925-nucleotide messenger RNA. It is a transcript of the gene Zbtb7a, whose product is annotated as zinc finger and BTB domain containing 7A. Gene Ontology annotation, molecular function: protein binding; RNA polymerase II cis-regulatory region sequence-specific DNA binding; DNA-binding transcription factor activity, RNA polymerase II-specific. Lineage: Eukaryota; Metazoa; Chordata; Mammalia; Rodentia; Cricetidae. The coding region runs from base 562 to 2265 and encodes 567 amino acids. The transcript has 3 exons. The record is from RefSeq and is a predicted model, not a curated record. Gene Ontology annotation, biological process: regulation of transcription by RNA polymerase II.
UUUAUCUGGGGCCCCCACCCCCUGCACCCGAGGGGCCCCUCUUGCCCGCCCCCAGCACCCAGGGGUGCUCCGGGCCGUAGAUAAGCCAGCAGCCUGGCACUGCGCCGCGCACGGGGCGGAGAGGUCACGGGCUUGCCAGGGGAGGGGCCGAUGGGUCGGGGCUGCGCCCCCCACCCGCCCGGCACCCCCAAAUCCCUAAUCGCAGCCGGAUCUGCUCUCGCGGCGCAGCCCCGCGGGACGUGGCAAGAGCCGACCUGCAGAGCCUGUUCUGGCCGCGGCGGUCGGGGGGGCGGGCUGGGCGUGGGGGUGCCGGCGCUGCGGCACCUUUAAGACGAGGGAGGACCCCUCUUGCCCUCGGACAAACCAGGAAGGGAGUCGCGAGCAUCAUACGGGGCUUUGCGUACUGUACGGCUACUGUAGGGGCAGUGACGCCGCCGCCCGCCCGAGCGAGGUCCGCGCCGCGGGCAGCCCCGAUCGCGCGUCCUCCGGGCCCGGGUCCCCGCGAGGUAAAGCCGACGGGCUGAAGGGGAUCCCUCUUCGGGCAAGGUGUCGGCGCGGAAAAUGGCUGGCGGCGUGGACGGCCCCAUCGGGAUUCCGUUCCCGGACCAUAGUAGUGACAUCCUGAGUGGCCUGAACGAGCAGCGGACGCAGGGUCUACUGUGCGACGUGGUAAUCCUGGUGGAGGGACGCGAGUUCCCCACGCACCGCUCGGUGCUGGCCGCUUGCAGCCAGUACUUCAAGAAGCUAUUCACAUCAGGCGCUGUCGUGGACCAGCAGAACGUAUACGAGAUCGAUUUUGUGAGCGCCGAGGCACUGACAGCACUCAUGGACUUCGCCUACACGGCCACGCUCACGGUCAGCACGGCCAAUGUGGGUGAUAUCCUGAGUGCAGCGCGGCUGCUGGAGAUCCCGGCCGUGAGCCAUGUGUGUGCAGACCUGCUAGAGCGCCAGAUCCUGGCUGCCGACGACGCUGGUGACAGCGGCCAGCCCGACGGGGCGGGACCCACGGACCAGCGCAACCUGCUGCGUGCUAAGGAGUACCUGGAGUUCUUCCGCAGCAACCCCAUGAACAGCCUGCCUCCUGCUGCCUUUCCAUGGUCCGGCUUCGGGGGCCCUGACGACGACCUGGAUGCCACCAAGGACGCUGUGGCUGCAGCUGUGGCCGCCGUGGCUGCGGGCGACUGCAAUGGCUUGGACUUCUAUGGCCCAGGACCCCCGGCCGAGCGUCCCCCCACAGGCGAUGUGGACGAGGGUGACAGCACACCGGGGCUAUGGCCCGAGCGGGACGAGGACACCCAGGCCGGAGGGCUCUUCCCGCCUCCUGCCGCCCCACCGGUCGCCACGCAGAACGGCCACUAUGGUCGCGCAGGGCCUGGGGAAGAGGAGGCGACAUCACUGUCAGAGGCGGCCCCUGAGCCCGGCGACUCCCCAGGCUUCCUGUCCGGUGCAGCCGAGGGCGAGGAUGGAGACCCGGCCGAAGUGGAUGGGCUGGCUGCCAGCACACUACUGCAGCAGAUGAUGUCGUCGGUGGGCCGGGCAGGGGACAGCGAUGAGGAGUCCCGUGCGGACGACAAGGGCGUCAUGGACUACUACCUGAAGUACUUCAGCAGUGCUCAUGAGGGCGAUGUGUACCCAGCCUGGUCGCAGAAGGGCGAGAAGAAGAUCCGGGCCAAGGCCUUCCAGAAGUGUCCCAUCUGUGAGAAGGUGAUCCAGGGCGCGGGCAAGUUGCCCCGCCACAUCCGCACACACACAGGCGAGAAGCCCUACGAGUGCAACAUCUGCAAGGUUCGCUUUACCAGGCAGGACAAGCUGAAGGUGCACAUGAGGAAGCACACGGGGGAGAAGCCGUACCUGUGUCAGCAGUGCGGCGCGGCCUUCGCACACAACUACGACCUGAAGAACCACAUGCGGGUGCACACGGGGCUACGGCCAUACCAGUGCGACAGCUGCUGCAAGACCUUUGUGCGCUCCGACCACCUGCACAGACACCUCAAGAAGGACGGCUGCAACGGGGUCCCCUCGCGCCGUGGCCGAAAGCCCCGCGUGCGGGGUGUGCCCCCCGAUGUCCCCACUGGGGCCGUUGUGCCCCCCGGGCUCCCCGACACCCCGCGCAAUGGCCAGGAGAAGCACUUUAAGGACGAGGAUGAGGACGAGGAUGAGGCCAGCCCCGACGGCUCAGGCCGCCUGAAUGUAGCGGGCAGCGGUGGCGACGAUGGUGCAGGUGGCCCCGCGGUAUCCGCCGCAGAGGGUAACUUUGCAACCUGACUUGUAUUCAAAACAAAACAAACCAAAAAACAAAACAAACUAAGAGAACAGAGAGAAACCACACCCACCCCAGCACCACAGCUGUCUGUCCAGACGCCCUCCAUCCAUCCACGCGCGGACCUGUGUGCGUGUAUAUAUCCAUGGCCGUUGCGGGCACGCCUGCCUUUCUCAGAUUCUUAGGACGUGGCCCCAUCCGCCCCCAUGCUCCUCGCCCUGUCCGCGUGGGGUCCCACCCCGGGGGUCCCCUGCCUGCUCCUGGAUAAGGUGAAGGUGAUGGGGACCCCCAGGACAGGUGCCCGGCUCCUUGCUGGUUGGUUUUAGGGGUCUCAGACAGACCUUAAAUGCUUUCUGUCCACAGUAAGUGGACGUUAAAAUGGUCCCCGGCUCCCCACCCUCCUUCCUCAGGGCACUUACUAAAGAGGGGGGUGUCCCCUCGGCCUCCCCGCUCCCGUCUCGCCUGUGGCCUCGCACCUCUGCACACCCCACCCUGGCCACCACUGAUAUACAAGUCUAUUUAUUCCCAACCUGGGUGGCUGGAGCUGGGAUUUGGGGGGCCGCUGGGGUCCCGCCACCCUCCUUCACGGCACUUAAACCUGGCGUGGUCCUCAGAGCCACUGCUCAGGGUGACCCCCCACCCUCCCGUCUCCGCUAGCCAACCCCUUCACCCCGUACCCCACUUUUUAAAGCACUUUUUAGAUCUAUUUCCCUUCUUCCUCCUUAAAGACAAUUUAUAUAGAGAUAUAGAGAGAGAUAUAUAUAAAAUAUUCUUUUCUCAGAGGAGCCGGCAACAGUUUGGGGGAAUGUAGCCAAGAUCAGAGGGGACCCCAGGGACUCAGGCAGGGAUGGGGGGAGGGGGCAAGAGAGGCUUAAUAUCACAAAACAGCAAUAAAACCCAGGAUUUUAGUAAACACAAAGGCAGAACAUUAAAAAAAAAAAAAAAAAAAAAAAAAAAAGCAAAAGCGGCGACAGCCAUGUGGGGAUCUUGGCACUUUGUAACUGAACGGGUACUUUUCAUUCUUAACUUAAGAAAUGUUUACAAGUUGCACCCAGCUUCUAUGAAAAAUUGGAGAGAGAGAGAGAGCGAGAGAGAGAGAGAGAGAGAGCAGGCAAGCAAGCAGUGGAAAGUAAGUCAAUUUAUUUUUGUAUAAAAUAAAAGAAACCCAACCCAUUGCUCCAGUAGAAUCCACUUGUGUUCCCGAGACUCAGGGUGGGGAAGGCAUCCUCUGUGUGAAGGGACCUAGGGACCCGAGUCUGCCAGGCCCCCUCCCUGUCCCCAGCUCACUUGAUUUUCUCUUGUCUCUGUUGGAGACCACAGGCCUGGGCAGCCACUGUCCCCUCCGGCUCGCCAGUUUGCUUCCCAGCUCAGGGAUGUCCCGAGAGAGGGCUGGUUUCCCACCAGCCAGGCCCUGCUACCCUGCCCGCCCCCCUCCCGUGUCGUAGUCCCUCCUAGGCACCCCCUCUUUUUACUCAAAGGCACUGACUGUAACCUAGGGGCUGGCACCUGAUCCCCCACACCACGAACUCCGGCUUUCCCCCAAAGGCCCGGUGUGACCGAGCCACAGGCCACGGACAGGGGCCGGGGUUGGGGGACGUUGCUGCUGGGUGCCGGUGCACAUGGAGGUGUCCCUGUGUCCUAUUUUGUUGACAAAGUAACCUUUUCUUUGGUUUUAAAGGGAAGCCACAUAAGAAGGCCACUUUCCAGUUUCUAGCAGAGAGAGGUUUUCCUUUUCAUCCCCUCCCAACCUGCGAGUUCCUCCCAGAUGUCUCAGGAUCCCCCCCCCCCUUGGGGCCAGCAGAAGGGGCAGGCCCAGGGGUGGAGUGGUGCUGGCCUCCCUCUCACCCCACUCCCGCAUGAGCGGUCCCGGGAACCAUGCUGUGCCCGAGCAGGGCCCAGCAGCCCCCCAUUCCUCCAUCCUCGCAAUAAAACCAACUUAAUCACACGUCAUCCUGGCCAGUGGCCACCAGAUUUGGGGCCGGUGGAGCCCUUGGGGACUGUGGUGGGGGGUGCCCCAUAGCCCGCCAGCGACAACGCAAACCCCCUCGGGAAUUGCACUAAUCCCUUACCCCUAGCUCCGCGCUCAGCUUCUGCCCACCCACACCCACCUUGCCUUAACCGUCAGCCCGUCCUGGGGGGCCACAGCCACCGCAUGGGCCCAGUGCUGGGACACCCCCCCCCAAGGCCCGCUCCCUGCUCCCCAUAUACUGCAAUCACAUACUGUAUAUAGAAUGUGGAUUGAUUUUUACAAAUUUUUAUUCUUUAAAUUAAGGCCGUGAUAAAAGUUGCCAAAGAGAAUUGUGGAAUUCACUAGAGGUUUAAGCGGAGGAGGGUGCUGUAGAAGGGUUUUUAUUUGGUGGUUUGGGGGGUUUAGUGUGUGUGUGUGUGUGUGUGUGUGUGUGUGUGUGUGUGUGUGUGUGUGGUUUUAUUUUUAAAUGCCUGGUAUAACAAAAAAAAAAUCGGAAAAGAAAAAAAAAACAAACACCAAAUUUGUUACUUCCAUUAUGGUGAAUUUCCAUGUGUGUGAGUGUGAGACAGAGAGGGCCCAGCCUGGGGGUUUCCGGGGACCCCAGGAUUGGGGAGGGCAUGCGGCCUGCAGCUGUCCCCAGCCUGUGACCUGAGCAUAGGCCUCCCCUGCUGAAUAGUUGCUGCUCUUUGCCUUCCUAUCCCUACCGGCCUUUCGAGAUUAAGAAAAAAAUAAAAUAAAAAGGCAAAAAAAUAAUAAAAAAUGAAAAAAAAUCUAUAUAUAGAGAAACCAAUGAAUGUAAAUGGCAGAGCUGGCCCAGCCUUGGCCCUGCCAAGCUGGUCUCAAGUGGGCAGAACCAAAGUGGGUGCCCGGGGGUGGUCAUUCAGGAGGACCCCCGGCCACCACCCUGUCUGUCACCCUGUUUGCUGACCUUCCUUGAGGGUGCUCCAGUGGGUCCCCUGGGUGGGCGGCCAGGGAAGACUGCUGCUGUGACAGCAGCCUUGCAGUACAGGUGGAUCUCAGGCUGGCUGUUCAGGGACUCCUGGAUGUCCACAGUGCAAGCAGUAGGGAUUGUAAGGGGGACACAGGCUGAAAGGAAAAAUAGAAAAAAACAAAAACAAAAAAAAAGACAAAAACCAACAAAAAAAUAAAGAGAGCAAAAUCCUAUUUUUUGAGAAAGAAAGAUAUUUAUAUUUGCAAUUUUAUUUUAAAAAGUUAUUUAAGCUGAGGAAACAGCCUUCCCGGAGUUUGGGUGGCUGGCACCGGACGGGUCAGGGGUCUUGGGGGCUCCUCACCCCAGGAACGAUUAUCUCAGUUUAGAACUAGCUCGCACUAAAUAAUGACUUACCUUGGUGGGGGAAGGGGUUUCAGGAGACAGAGGGCCAGGGGAGUCCUGCCCCAGGCCCAGAACGAGGUGCCUUGGAUUUUGGGGGCCCAGGCCUGGUGCAUAGGGGUCCGGAGCACAGAACAGACAUUCCACUGACUGGAUGUAAGAAUCUUUAUUAAAAAGUGUGAGAGGCAGAACGAAAACAAACAAUUGAUUUAAAAAAAAAAAAUGCACUUUUUGGGGGUGGGGGGACAAGCUUUAAAAGUAAUAAAAAACAAACAAAAGGUUAUGAAAAAUCCAAAAAAAUAGAAUUCAUUUUUCUUGUACAUAAAAGAGAAAACCCAACCACUAAAUGCAGCCUGUUACGACGUC